Messenger RNA from Neltuma alba, 1206 nucleotides. RefSeq lists its product as uncharacterized. The transcript has 3 exons. The record is from RefSeq and is a predicted model, not a curated record. Lineage: Eukaryota; Viridiplantae; Streptophyta; Magnoliopsida; Fabales; Fabaceae. The coding region runs from base 79 to 873 and encodes 264 amino acids.
UCCCGCCAAAGUUAUGUUAAGGGCGUCACAAAUUUGAAAAGAACCACCUUGGUUUGUUUCCUGAGCUGGAAGAAGGCCAUGGCUUUUCUUCUCCACAACCUCCCUGCUUCUCUCCUUCCCCAUUCCACCAAAUUCAAAGAGAAACCUCUUCACCAAACCCUUUCUCCUUCCAAACCCUCUUCUCUCUCUCCUCUUUCGUCAGUUUUGUCGUCUUCAUUGACCACUCUCCAGAAUCCCACUUCACAGGUUGCGCAGGUCGACACUCCUCCUCCUGCCCAAGACGAAAGUCAUCAAAAACACGACUUCUUUCUCAAUCUCGGCCUUGCUGUUCGUACCCUCCGUGAAGACCUGCCUUUGCUCUUCAUCAAAGAUCUCAAUUUCGACAUUUACAGGGAUGAUAUAACAUUCAUGGACCCUCUGAACACAUUUAUUGGAAUUGAGAAGUACAAAUUGAUAUUCUGGGCAUUGCGGUUUCAUGGGAAAAUGUUGUUCCGUGAGAUUGCUCUUGAUGUUUAUCGGAUAUGGCAACCUUCAGAGAAUGAGAUUCUGAUAAGGUGGAACUUGAGAGGAAUCCCUAGAGUUCCCUGGGAAUCCAAAGGGGAAUUUCAAGGAACUUCACGGUAUAAACUGGACAGAAAUGGAAAAAUUUAUGAGCACAAAGUGGACAAUCUAGCCUUCAAUUUCCCAAGAACUGUCAAACCAGUUUCAGUUUUUGAUCUGAUUAUUGCCUGCCCAGCAAGUCCAAAUCCUACAUUCUUAACAGCUCCUGUAGAUGCCUACUCUUCUUGGAUAGAGUUAUACCGUGUAGUCAGAGAGACAUUACAUCACGAAGAGACUCUGCUACCACAAGAUGGUCUAGCCACAUGUUCAUAGCUACUAACAAUGAAGUAUUGGUACUUCCAAAAUGGAAGAUACUAUUUUUUUGGCUUUGUUUUGUGAUGUUAAUAUCAUGUAAUGUGAGACUGGUGCUUGUUGAGCUGUUUCUCAGGCAAUGUGUAGGAUUCAAAUCCUAUUAGGUUAGAUGUAGCUAAGUUGGUGAAUGGCUAGCAGGUAAGGGUUUAGUUGAACGACUGGAGUGUAUAUAGUUGAGCAGGGAAUGCUGAUGGGUUCUAGCUGUUAUAGAUGACGUGUAUUGUUCGUGUAUAUAUAAAGAUAUGCCAUAACCUGCGAAGUUCAUAUGAGUAACUGGAGAUUAAGUAUGUUGCA